Molecule: messenger RNA, 780 nt
Organism: Thermothielavioides terrestris NRRL 8126
Lineage: Eukaryota; Fungi; Ascomycota; Sordariomycetes; Sordariales; Chaetomiaceae
Exons: 2
Coding region: 383-727 (114 amino acids)
Source: RefSeq, a predicted model, not a curated record
UCUGGAUUCGGCCAGGUUUGCGCACGCUUUUGUAUGGGAGGCCUGAAAAUCCAACUUGAUCACUCGCAAAUAUCUCAACUACUACAAAUCGUAUCGCGAAGCCAACUACUGUCUGAAGAUCGCCAUUGACAGGCGAUUCCAAUGAGCCUAUUUUCAUGUAUAUGCCUGCAGUAUUUUGCUGGACGGUUGGCCUCGACGUAAAAUCCAGGUUUGCGCACGCCUUUCCUUCCGGUCGAUGACCCCCCCCUGAUUUCCACAAUACUGCGUUAAACUCUAUUAAAUUGGACACUAGCGUUGUACUCGUCUAGGCGAUCCUCAGAGACUGUUUUUCCUCCCUUUUAUCCAACUGUAUUGCCGAACGGUAGCUCAGAGGGUGUAGAAAAUGGCCUAUAACGAGCUUGAUCGCGGGCAUCCUGGGCUUGCGGGCAUCCUCCUGGCCAACGUGGGCAUCUUCCUGGGCUCGCGGGCAUCUUCCUGGGUUUGCGGGCAUCCUGGCCAACGUGGGCAUCUUCCUGGGCUCGCGGGCAUCCUGGGCUUGCGGGCAUCCUCCUGGCCAACGCGGGCAUCUUCCUGGGUUUGCGGGCAUCCUGGCCAACGCGGGCAUCUUCCUGGGCUCGCGGGCAUCCUGGGCUCGCGGGCAUCUUCCUGGGUUUGCGGGCAUCCUGGCCAACGCGGGCAUCUUCCUGGGUUUGCGGGCAUCCUGGCCAACGCAGGCAUCUUCAUUUGAUGGUGUGGUGGCCGUCGGUGCAAUGCGCCCUGCACUCUUUGCGUGCGUUGAUC